Leptopilina boulardi is the source of this 4395-nucleotide messenger RNA. RefSeq lists its product as uncharacterized. The record is from RefSeq and is a predicted model, not a curated record. NCBI's taxonomy places the organism in Eukaryota, Metazoa, Arthropoda, Insecta, Hymenoptera, Figitidae. The coding region runs from base 310 to 3675 and encodes 1121 amino acids. The transcript is spliced from 2 exons.
ACCGAGUAGCCAAAAAAUGAAAAGCAUCGAAUGCAAUCAAAAUUUUCUUCGAAUAAUAUAAAAUUAGAGUACAAUACUUAACAUUACGAUUCUAUUAUCUAUGUGAAUCGGCUUAAAAUUUAAUUUAAUUUUUUCAAUUGUGUCAAUAGAAUAAUACAAAUAAUAAAAUGUUUUAUAUGUAGAUUAACAAAAAUUUUGUUUAAACAUUUUCAACUUCUUUAAAAAAAUUCAUCAGUACAGUGAAGUGCAAUAUAAUAUUAAAUAGCAGGUUAUUAUUUUGCCACUACUAUCAAAACUCAACUGUCAAGAAUGGACACAUUUAAAAAUCCACUAGAAACGAUAACGCUUAUACCAAUUUAUACUUAUUUAAAUAUAUUGAGUGAUUUUUUAUUCACUGAACUAUACCUAGCAGAAAUCGAUCAAAAUAAACCAAUACCAAUUGUCAAUGCACUUUAUGAAUAUAUUCAAUAUUAUGAAAAUAAUCAACCUGAGAAAGUUGCAUUAAUUAGAAACUUGUUAGAAGGGAGCGAUCUGUAUGGAGCAAAAAAAGAAGAACACGUUGAUAUCACUUUUGUUAAUGCGAUGUUCGAGUACAUUAUUAGCUCUAUAGUAUUUGACAAGUAUGGUAGUAUUUAUGGUUUCUUGGCAGAUAUUUUUUGUAAAGCAGAAACUUUACAAAUAGAAGAAGUGCUGAAUAUAAUAAAAAUAAAUCUUGGAAAUACUUCUUAUGAAAACGAAUAUGGAGACAGAUCGAUUCUCAGUCCUUUAUCAGUGGAUAGAAUAUACUAUGACAUAAUAUUACCUAUGUUUCCUCUGCCAAAAGCUAAUCUUAGUUUAUUGUCCCUUGAUUAUAUUUAUGCACAAGCUGGUUCAAUGUUUCUCCGAGCUGGUAGAAUAAAUAAUCAUAAUUAUAUUGAUUUUAAAGAAAAUUUUGCAAAUCUAACUGAGGAUAAUUUAUUUGACGAAUACUUAGUGAUUGGUCAUGUAAUGGAAACAUUAAUUCUAAUUGAGGAGCAGAAUUUCGAUAUGAUGAAAGCUUUUGCUCUUCCAGCUCUUACGCAUUUUAUUUUCAAUUCAAAAUAUUUAUAUACCUAUGAAAACAUGGCAAAUAUAAUUUCCGAUCCAGAUUUCUGGCAAGCAGCUUAUAACAGUUUGUUUCAAUAUACAGCUAAAGCUUUUAAUGAUAUAAAUGCUACGUUAAAAAAUGACAUCAUGAUAAAAAUGCACAAGGCACUUUCUAGAUUUCAAAGUAUUACCGCAUUAACUGAAACUUUUAUGGAACUAUAUUGUGCAGAUUUAGACGAGAAUGAAAGAAAUUUUACACUUUCUCUUCAUUCCAAUUAUUCAGAAACAAUUCGAUGUAAAAAUGUCAAUCUAACAGAAUAUUUUUGGAACACAAAUUAUAACAUCAACGAAUUAUAUGAAAUAUAUGAUUUUCAAAUAGUCCAAGAUGCGUUUCCAAAAGCUCUGAUAGACAAACUUGACAGUAUGCAAGUUAUUAUAAAAUUACUUAUUCCUAACAAUAUAACACAUGGCGUUUUUGCUGAAUCAGAACAUUUAGCUUAUGAUGUUUUGGAAGUUUUUUUUCCUACUGGCAGAAGGUUUGAUUACUAUAUUUUAAAACGAGAAAAUUAUAGUGCUAUAUUAACUAAUUACGCUAAUACACAAAUUUUUACAGAAGACAGAUUAUAUUUUGAAAAAUUAUUCAGUGUAGCAACAUCUAAAAUUCUUAAAAGAACUGACGAGAAUGUUAAUGUAUUUAUUCAAAACUUAGUAAAGUAUAAAAAAUCACGAUUUGAGUCUCAGUUACGAAUUUUCGACAAUUGUAAAGAAAAAAAUGAGCAACUAAAAAGUGAUUGGUGGAAAGAAUUUGGUUUAUCAUUAGUGCCAUACUAUCCUUGUUCAUCAGAUACGUGUAGGAUUAAUUACGAGAAAAUUUGUGCAACACGUAUUAUAACAUUAUUUUAUAAAUACCCAAAAUACAUAACUUUAAAAACAAUAAGCAAUAAUUCACGGUCUUUUUUGUCAUCAUUAGGGACGAAAAUGACAUCAUUAUUUUUAAAAAUUGCAAGUAAUGAAACAGUGAAUGAAAUUGUAAGAGUAGAACAAAAUUAUAAAUUCUCAAUAACAAACGCAUUGAAUAGAGAUAAAAUAUUUGAUGAUAUUUGUUUACACAUAAAAGAUCCAGCAUUUUUGCUAACAUUUACAACUAAAGACAAGAUAAGUGUACUUAAAGAAUUAAUAAAUUCUUUAAAAGAAAAGACCGAUUUCAGUUUUACAUCAGUCAUUGGAAGUCUCUCUAAAAUAUCAACUUUAAAAUCCAACUUUUACAAUAGCAUUGGCACUAUAGAUGAAAAUAAUAGUCGAUUAAUUUUUGUAAAUACUUUAAAUAAUCGAACUGAUACUGGUUAUGGUUAUAAGUUUAUCUUCGUAUCUGACAAUAUGUCAAAAACUGCACAGUUAAGAACUGAUUAUGAAUUUAAAAAUCAGAUAUUAGUUUCACAAAUCAGAAGCUCGGAAAAAGAAGUGAAAAUAUAUGUUACUUUCAAUAACGUAACUUUUAAAUCUGAACCUAAGCAUAUGAUGUAUGAAAUUAAUAACCAACUUCAAAGGUACCCUACUAAAGUUUCAUUUAUUGGAAUAUCAAUUGAAGCUGAUGAUUAUGAUGAGAAGUGUAAUGAUAUGAAUUAUUUUAAAAUGUGGAAACCUUUUAACUAUUGCCGAAGGCGAGGACGUUUCAUUGAAAAAUCUGACUACGAAGAAAGAGCCGUACAGUUUAUCAAGAACAAUACAAAUUUUUCUGAGAAACAGAUACGCAAUAUGUUUGAAAAAUACACAUUUCCAAAUAGUACAACUCUAAAUAAAUUUAUCAAUGAUUUGUUUAAAAACACUUUAUUUGAAGAACCUACAUGGAGUCAAAACUAUAUAAUAGACAAUUCUAAUAUUUUAAGUGAAUUAAGAUAUCAAUCACAUUUUGAAGGACAUGAUAUAAGAGAAUAUGAUGCAGAAUUUAGAAUCAGUUCUUUUUACUCGAAAGCAGAAAGACGUAGGAUUGAAGAAAAUACAUCGUUAAAAAAUAUAGUUAAAAAUUACAAUGAACAGGACGCAAGGUAUUCUGUCACAUUUCAUGAUUAUUAUGCAAUACGAAAUUAUGUGACAACAGGAUAUACAAGAAUAACUGGAGAUACCCAUGAAGCAAAACUAAUGAAACUUGCUUUAUAUAAAUUAGCUAUAAGACAGUCUGACAAUUUGAAGAAAGAUUUUGAAUUAAAAUUAUUUAUAGUUGAUUCUAAACCCAUUCCAUUUCUUAGAACUGCAACUCGUGAAGAAUACAUUACUCUGCAAAAAUUUACACAAGCUUAUACUAGUAUAGAAUCAGCUAUUAGAUUUGCUGGUUAUCCUGCAGCUGGAUAUGUAAAUAUUUUUUAUGAAAUGGAAUUUACUGGGCCAUAUCUAAGGGCAAAAAUAGAAGAAUUUUACAACAAAAAAGAGAAGAGUGUAAUUCUUUUACCUGGAAGCAAGUUUCAUUUAGAAGAACGUGUUUUAAAGGUCAUCGAAGGAUUAGAAGUAUUGGGCAAGGUUUUAUAUGUGAAGCUAAAGUAUGAAAAUACUUUAAAUGAUAAAUACGAAUGGUAUAAGAAAAUUAUGAAUAAAAUUUCACGUAUCACCUUUUAAAAAUUGUAUUAUGAACUUCUAGAAUUUAAAAGUUAAUUUAUUAACUUAUAUUCAAUAUAAUAUAUAUUAAACGCAUAUGAUCAAAAAAUUAAAAAAGUUCAUAUAUAUUGACUUUAUAUUCAGUCACAAUUUAACUAAUUUAAAAGUCUUAGUUUUAUUCCUUGUGCAGAAAACCUUGUAUAGAAAUAUCCUUUUUUAUAUUACCUCCAUGAAGUCGGCGUCGAAAAUUAUUUUUCACGGGACCAAAAAUAUCAAAUUAUUUUUAAAAAAGUUUUGGGUCCACAUAAUACUUUGAAAAAUAUUUCUCAAAGCAUUAUUUAGACCAAAAAUCUUUUUAAAAAUAUAAUUUAAUAUUUUUGGUCUUGUGAAAAACAAAUGUCGGCGCUGAGCGAAAAAAUCUUCAUGAAGGUUUUUUAUGAACGUUUGACACCAUAAGAUUAAAAAAAUUUAAAUUAAUUAAAAAAAUAAGGUGAAGAGAAAGAGAUCAAAAAGCAAAAAUGAAGCAAUAAUAAAUCAUUACCAAGAAGCUAAAAAAUGAAAAGCAUCAUCUAUAAUUAAAAUGUUCUUCGAUUCCGAUUCUAUUACACAGGUUUACAGUGAAAUUGUCACUCGAACAAAACAUUUUUUUUUCGAUUAAUAUGUGUUUUUUGAGUAAGAAAAUCAUAUUUAAAAUUUUUUUUCCUCGUGCAAUUUUUUUAGAACAGCAAAUAAUGCAUUUUC